UAGUUCGCACUGUCAGCAAGUGUGAGAACGACCUUGCGCAAUUAUAGAUAGAGGGAGUUCAAAAUUUGUGUCGAUUCGAGGUUGAUAAGAUCUCUGGAAACGGUUCUGCAUAUGUGGACCGUUGGCAAAUACAGCAGCCUGGAGAUUGUCGUCAACGGGGAAAUCGAGUACAAGUGAGUCAAUUGUGUUGGAGCGAUUGAACCAAACUUUGUGGAUGGCACUGCGUGACUAAUGCAGGUUUACCACACACUCGUAAAGAACGCUGUCGAAGAAAAUCCCGACGACGUAAUCAAGUCACGAAGAUUCUACCAGCAGCUGAAAUUUGCUUAGUACGCUUGAGCGCCUCGAUUAGUAAGGUCGGCAGUCACUUUAUUUAUUCACACAGUCUCUGUAUCGACGUUCUGCGUGCGGGUAAGCUAGCAAGGGGUUUUGUCGUCGCCCACCAGUUGUAUAUCACAAAAAGGUGUUCUGCAAGUGUUCAACCACGUUUCGGUAGCCGCUCCCAACGAAAAAAUGGUCUCCAUUCGACAAAUCUCUCCGGAGCUGGAGGAGAAGUGCCGCACCGAGUUGAACGAAGUUCCGAGCCGGAUUCCGGAAGAUCUGGCCGCGCUGAAGCAAUGGCUAGCGAAGCAACCUCACCUGAAUCCACGAACGGGCGACCAGUUCCUGGUUGGGUUUCUCCGAGGUUGCAAGUACAGCUUGGAGAAGACCAAAGAGAAGCUGGACAGCUUCUACACGGUCAAGACAGCGAUUCCGGAGUUCUUCGAAAAUCGUGACCCAACUGAUGCGAAACUGCAGGAAUACAUGAUGCUGGGAGUCAAUCUCCCGCUACCUCACACGAUGGGUCCCGCUGGCCCUAGGAUCGUCCUGGUUCGCAUGGGCUCGUACGACCCCAGCAAGUACUCUAUCGUGGACAUCAUGAAGGUAUGCUACAUGAUUACCGAUCUACAGCUGAUCCACGACGACACCACCAUCAUCGCUGGCCACAUGGUGCUGGUGGACCUGCGGGGAAUGGGUCUCUCAACGCUGUCCCAGAUGAGUCCCACCUUAAUCAAGAAAAUGACCUCCGUCAUCGAGGCGUUCCCCAGCCGCACGAAGGGAAUCCACUUUGUUAACCCGUCGACGGGGUUCGACGCUCUCUUCAAGAUGUUCCACGGGUUCCUGAGCAAGAAGAUCCAGGAGCGAAUACAGGUGCACGAGUCGUUCGAGGCGCUGCACAAGGUCAUCCCGAGGUCGUACCUGCCGGAGGAGUACGGUGGGCAGGGCGGUGCGCUCGUCAGCAUUAUCGAAGACUGCAAGAACAAACUGGUGGCGCACCGGGAGUUCUUCCUGGAGGAUGACCGGUACCGGAACGAUGAGAGGAAACGGCCCGGCAGGCCAAAAACGGCUGGGACGCUGUUUGGCGUGGAGGGAUCGUUCCGGAGUUUGGAGUUUGAUUGAGAGGGUAGGGAAAGGUGACAAGGCAAGUGACGUAUUUACAAAUUAAAUUGAUGUGCAUUUUUUUUGUUAAUU
Culex pipiens pallens (northern house mosquito) is the source of this 1512-nucleotide messenger RNA. RefSeq names its product retinol-binding protein pinta-like. Bases 514 to 1440 code for a protein of 308 amino acids. The transcript is spliced from 4 exons. The record is from RefSeq and is a predicted model, not a curated record. Gene Ontology annotation, molecular function: phosphatidylinositol bisphosphate binding. Gene Ontology annotation, cellular component: membrane. NCBI's taxonomy places the organism in Eukaryota, Metazoa, Arthropoda, Insecta, Diptera, Culicidae.